This is a messenger RNA of Suillus bovinus, 507 nucleotides long. RefSeq lists its product as uncharacterized. Bases 1 to 507 code for a protein of 168 amino acids. The record is from RefSeq and is a predicted model, not a curated record. The transcript is spliced from 2 exons. Lineage: Eukaryota; Fungi; Basidiomycota; Agaricomycetes; Boletales; Suillaceae.
AUGGAUACCUCCACUUCAGCCAAGAAAUGGUGCAGAGCAUACUUUCGAACACUCACCCACUCUGACAGAUAUUACAGAUUAAUGUCAGCAGCGUCCACUGACACAGACUCGGAGGCUUGCUAUCAAUGCCCUAGCGGCAUCAAAAGGCCGAAGGUUGAGAAUAACGAGGAGCCUCAUGCAGGCGAGCACGAAGUGCCUAUUGAAGAGGCCAUGUAUCCGCUCCCCCCCUUCCGUCAAACACCUGGUCCCAUCUCAGUGUCUCAGUCAUACAUACAAAGACUGAUCAUAGAGCAUUGGGAUGCCAAAUUUCGUUACUGCGAGAAAGCAAAGAAAUUGCAUCAAUUCGAAAUGGGACUAGGCCAAGGGAGGCUCACCAUCAUACAAGCAAGCUUGCAAAGACUUGUUGCAGAGCACUGGGAUGCUGAAGCAAAACAUUGUGAGGAGGCGAAGCGGGCACAACUUUUAGAGUUACUUCUUGCCGCUCAUGGUAUUACUAGACUGGUGUAG